UGCGCUUUCAGCAGCGGAGUCGCCUGUCAGCGCAGGCUGUCCCCGCCCCCUCCGCCGCCUGCGCGCGCAGAGCAUCGGAGGGCGCCGGCGGGAAGGGACGCGGCGGGAUAGAAGCAGAUAAUGGGCAACAGUGUCUUUCGUUAAUCUGUGAUCAUCAUGUCUAAGGAGGAGUGUCCCAAGGCCGCUGACAGUUCAUUUUCCUCUGAUAAACAUGCCCAGCUCAUCUUGGCCCAGAUGAACAAAAUGAGAAGUGGGCAGCAUUUCUGUGAUGUCCAGCUCCAGGUGGGGAAGGAAACUUUCCAAGUGCAUCGGCUGGUCCUGGCUGCCAGUAGUCCAUACUUUGCAGCUUUGUUCACUGGAGGAAUGAAAGAGUCUUCAAAAGAUGUUGUACAGAUUCUAGGAGUUGAAGCUGGAAUCUUUCAGCUACUUCUAGAUUUCAUUUAUACAGGAUUAGUGAACAUAGCUGUGAAUAAUGUCCAGGAGUUGAUUGUCGCAGCAGACAUGCUACAGUUGACUGAAGUUGUUAAUCUUUGCUGUGAUUUUCUGAAAGGACAAAUUGAUCCACAGAACUGCAUCGGACUCUUUCAGUUCUCUGAGCAAAUUGCCUGCCAUGAUCUUUUGGAAUUUACAGAAAAUUAUAUUCAUGUCCACUUCUUGGAGGUUCAUACUGGGGAAGAGUUCCUGGCACUUACAAAAGAUCAGCUGAUUAAAAUUUUACGAAGUGAAGAGCUUAGCAUUGAAGAUGAAUACCAAGUCUUCUUAGCCGCAAUGCAGUGGAUUCUGAAAGAUCUGGGAAAGAGAAGGAAACAUGUGGUGGAAGUGUUAGAUCCAGUUCGAUUCCCCUUGUUGCCAUCUCAGAGGCUUUUAAAGUACAUAGAAGGAGUAUCUGAUUUUAAUCUUCGAGUUGCCCUGCAAACACUUUUGAAAGAGUACUGUGAGGUCUGCAAGUCUCCCAAAGAGAACAAGUUUUGUAGUUUUCUGCAGACAUCUAAAGUUCGACCUCGGAAGAAAGCAAGAAAAUAUCUAUAUGCAGUAGGUGGAUAUACACGGUUGCAGGGGGGCCGCUGGAGUGACAGCAGAGCCCUCAGCUGUGUGGAACGCUUUGAUACCUUUAGCCAGUACUGGACCACUGUCUCGUCACUUCAUCAGGCUCGCUGUGGGCUCGGGGUUGCAGUCUUAGGAGGGAUGAUCUAUGCUAUUGGAGGAGAAAAGGAUUCGAUGAUCUUUGACUGUACUGAGUGCUAUGAUCCAGUUACUAAGCAAUGGACAACUGUUGCCUCAAUGAAUCACCCCCGCUGUGGAUUGGGAGUCUGUGUGUGCUACGGGGCAAUCUAUGUUUUGGGUGGAUGGGUUGGAGCUGAGAUUGGCAACACCAUUGAACGAUUUGAUCCUGAUGAAAAUAAGUGGGAAGUGGUCGGCAACAUGGCAGUGUCGAGAUACUACUUUGGGUGUUGUGAGAUGCAAGGUUUAAUUUAUGCAGUUGGAGGAAUCAGCAAUGAGGGACUAGAGCUCCGUUCCUUUGAAGUUUAUGAUCCACUUUCCAAGCGCUGGUCUCCACUUCCUCCUAUGGGAACCAGACGAGCAUAUCUUGGGGUGGCAGCACUCAAUGACUCCAUCUAUGCUAUUGGAGGGUGGAAUGAGACACAAGAUGCCCUUCACACUGUAGAAAAGUACUCCUUCGAAGAGGAAAAGUGGGUUGAAGUUGCUUCAAUGAAAGUGCCUAGAGCAGGCAUGUGUGUUGUGGCAGUCAAUGGUCUUCUGUAUGUUUCUGGAGGCCGAUCUUCUAGCCAUGAUUUCUUGGCCCCAGGCACUUUGGACUCAGUUGAAGUUUACAACCCUCAUUCAGAUACAUGGACCGAAAUUGGUAAUAUGAUCACUAGUCGUUGUGAAGGGGGUGUUGCUGUAUUAUGACGGAGAAGGCACAAAACCACAAGGAACAUUUGAAAAUGUAGGUUCUGACCAUUUGCAAAUCAAACAUAUAUUUGUGAUAUGAUCUUCUGAUUCUUUUGAGUAUUCCAUGUAUUGAAUAGAUAGAUGAAUAAAGAGUGAUUUUCUAAGAAUUUGAA
Mastomys coucha (southern multimammate mouse) is the source of this 2066-nucleotide messenger RNA. RefSeq names its product intracisternal A particle-promoted polypeptide (gene Ipp). The transcript has 9 exons. Lineage: Eukaryota; Metazoa; Chordata; Mammalia; Rodentia; Muridae. The record is from RefSeq and is a predicted model, not a curated record. Bases 157 to 1911 code for a protein of 584 amino acids. Gene Ontology annotation, molecular function: actin binding.